This is a messenger RNA of Brassica oleracea var. oleracea, 3234 nucleotides long. RefSeq lists its product as uncharacterized. NCBI's taxonomy places the organism in Eukaryota, Viridiplantae, Streptophyta, Magnoliopsida, Brassicales, Brassicaceae. The transcript is spliced from 2 exons. The record is from RefSeq and is a predicted model, not a curated record. The coding region runs from base 1243 to 2973 and encodes 576 amino acids.
CUUUGGCCUAUAAGAAACCAAGUUUCUAGGGUCAAGAGAGAGAGAGGAGAGAGAGACACAUACAUAGAUUUGUAUGUGAUACGUGUGGGCAUCGGUUAAGAGAGGAUAAGAAGAAGUAACUCUAGUUUAAUAAAGAGUAACCAUGGUUGAGUUACUUUAACUUUAUGCUUUAUCUAUAUAUGAGCUGUAGGGUUUUGGGAAGAGGGGUAUCUGAGUUUUAGUGGUCAAAGUGAGAGAGAGGAGACGCCACGAACGUCUCUGAACCUUGUACUCAGUUCUUUAAUCUAUGAAUAUUAUCUUGUUUUCUUGAGAUCAUUUGCUUUUGACCAGAAUCGUUACGUUUCACGUAACAAAUGGUAUCAGAGCCGUUCGAUUCCGGAGACUCCAUGUCGACGAAAGCUGAAAUCGAUAAAGUGUGGAACCAGAUGCAACAGGGCGUGAGGAGGAUGAGACCGUUGGCUGUGGAGCAACAACCGGAAAGGGACAUGAGGUUCCCGAAGCCGGCCAUGGUUGUCCAAGAGCGGUGUAGCAGAUCCUCAUACCUGGAGCGGAUGGAGAAGCGCUGGAUCGAAAGGAAGGCCAGGCUGGAAAUGCUGGACGAGUGUCUUCGCAUGCUUGAUCGAUGGGAUGAAGAAGAUGAAGCCAAGAAGCAUCAUGAGAAAGUGUUGCUAGUAGCUGGAGACUCAGAUCCGAUUGGGAGUCACGAUGGAGGCUUGGUGGAAAGUGUCUGUGUGAUUCUGGAGCCAAACAAACUGAAGACGUUGCAGGAAGAUUAUUGUCCAGAGACUGAAACCCUUUUGCUCGAAGAGGACAACAGCUCAGAGAGAGAGAUGGAUGUUUGUGCAUCCCAAGUGUUCGAUCAAAUACCCAAGAGAAGAAAGAAGGUAGCAAAGAAAAAGAAGAGAUGGAAGCUCUUUGCGGAUGCUGUGAAGGAUUUGGAAGAAACUUUUACGGAUGAGGGAAAGGAUAACCUGUUGCUGGGAAUGCAAAUGGAGAACACAUCUAAGAGUCAAAGGAAGAGUUUAUUGAAGUGGUGUAGAGGAGUAAGUUGUCAAUGGGUGCACACUCACCAAAGGUUCAAUAGGAAAUGGCUACUCAUAUUCAGAUUCAGAAAGAAGAAGAGAAAGCUAGAGAUGACUGAGGAGAAUUAUGGGUCUUAUGGAAGGUUAGAAAAAUACAGAGAGACUGCAAGAGAUGUGCUGAGAAACAUGGCAAGAGAGUUGCAGUCCCAUGUGUUGAAAGAUGCUGCUGAGAAUAUGGGCAAUAAUAGAAAUGUGUAGCAUCGGAAGCUUAAGAGAAACAAAGAGUGGGAAUGAAAUGAAGAGAAGCAAGCUUGAAUUAGAGCAACUGAAGCUGAUGCAGGAACAUAAUAAAGCUCUGAAGAAACUGAAGAAAUGGAUGAAGCAUAAGUUCAAGCAGAAAAAUAAGAAGGGAAGUAUCAAGCUAGAUGGUGCAGUGAUGAAGAUUAAUAAAUUGUUAGCUACCACAAUGAGAGAGAGAGCAGAGCUGAGGUUUGAGUGUAUGGUUCAGGGAAAGCUUCUCUCACUCGAUAAGAUAGGCUGGACAAAGCUCGUGUGGGAGUGGAAGAAGCGUAAGAAAAAGCAGCAGACAUACAAAACGACAUAUUGUAUCAAUGCACUGAUUUUGGGAAGAAUGCUAAUGAAGCAGUCUCUCAUCAGCUGCAAGAGAGCUGAACUCAGAAUGAAGUUGAGGAGCAAUGGGCUCCGUUGGGUUGAGAUGUUGUCUCGACCAAGAAGGGCAGGUAAGAAGAAUUUUGUUUGCGGAAAAGACAUACAUCUGACUGGGGAGCUCACUUCACAAAGUGGUACUGUGGUUAGCAUUUACUUCCAUCUGGUGCCGAACUCUGCAGACUAUAUGAUAAAAUUACAGUGGCUUGUGGUUGUAAAGGAUUCAGAGGAAAGUGGUAAAGAGCAGGGGAUCAGUUUGAGAGUCAUGGAACGACACAAGGUUACCAAAACUGUCACGAGGUCUGGUAGUUGGGUGAGAUGCUGCUUGACUCUUAACAUGAAUACUGCAGAAAUAAUCAAGGAGGCAAGUAGGGACGAGUUCAGGACAGAACCAUUCCAGACAUCUAAGUUGGGGAUCUUCACUUGCGACUGGAUGCAUUCACCAAGACCACCGGAGUUGCUGCCUCGUUCAUCACAUGAGAUUGCCAUUCAAAACUAUAGAGGAGUUUCUUCGGGGACCACAAUGGUGGUGAAGCUAAGUGAAGCGAGGAAUGGGAGCAUGUUUAAGAACUUCUGUUGUUACUUAGUGCAAGAUUCUGAGAACCACAUCAUGGAAUUGACGUCACAUCAGACUGAUGUUAAACGUAGUGGUGGGAUUGAGGCAAUACUGGGAAUUUACUACGUGACUCCUAAACUCUUAAGUCUGAAGUUGAGCAGUGCACAUGUGAUUCUAGAGAAGCGUGAGAUUUUCAGGAACAUGGAGGCUAACAAACAGGAGCAAGAAAAGAAGUACCAACUAAGCAGAAUCACAUCGUUUCUUCUUAAAGAUCCUAGCUCUUGUAACACACCAGCUUGCCUCAGAGGCCUAGUGAAAGGUCUACAACAUCAAGGAAAUGGUAUUGUGGGAGAACAUGGGCAACUGAUGAAUAGGAACAUGAAGGCUCAUACUGCAGAGUUGUUUCAUAAGUUAGUUGUUUUCCUACUUCAGACAGGUGAUAAGUCUGAAGAGAUGUGUACCGAAAGGGGCAGGGAAAAUGAGGAGCAAAAGAUCUUCUACAAGGCAGUGUUGGUUACUGUGGAAUACUCCUCUGUACAUGUUCAUUUCUCAAAGUCAAAGCAACAAGACUAUGCAACCCUCGUGGCUAUUCCAUGGGUUCAAGCAUGGGCUCUUCAAGAUGAUAAGUGCUCAUGGAAUUGGAAGAAUGCUACAAGUCACUUGGCUUCAACCUUGAGGACAAGGUUGAAUUCAAAGGGCGAAGUAAUGAUACGUGUGGGCAUCGGUUAAGAGAGGAUAAGAAGAAGUAACUCUAGUUUAAUAAAGAGUAACCAUGGUUGAGUUACUUUAACUUUAUGCUUUAUCUAUAUAUGAGCUGUAGGGUUUUGGGAAGAGGGGUAUCUGAGUUUUAGUGGUCAAAGUGAGAGAGAGGAGACGCCACGAACGUCUCUGAACCUUGUACUCAGUUCUUUAAUCUAUGAAUAUUAUCUUGUUUUCUUGAGAUCAUUUGCUUUUGACCAGAAUCGUUACGUUUCACGUAACAGUAUGUUU